AUGCCCGCUUGGACCGUUGCCGGGCGCAGCAAUAGUUCCUACUCUUCAUCUCAGAUUGUGUUAGCUCCUGCCGAGGAUGCAGGGACCCUGCUUUCACUGUAUAGCACUCACGAUGGACCAAAAAACAUGUUUCUUGACUCUCUCGCCUUUCCCAGCUAUGCUGCCGCUUGGUCAAUAAUUGCACUACUCCUUCAACUUGGUUUGCAGAGGCUUUUUGCCAAACUUGGUGCUACGCGAUCGGCCCCCAGCCGUGAGGGCGCGAAUGAGGCUGAAGUCGCCAGGGUGGGCAUUGGGGCAUCGUCGAUAGUCUCACAACCCGGUGAUCGACUCCGACUUGCCCUCAACAUCGUCCGGUUCCUGGCUUGUUUAGCUUUGUUCGGCAUGUCUGCAUUCUCAGCAUAUUCAGCCAGCCGGAAAGAAGACCUUGUGACGUCUGGUCCUUGGUUGCAUCUUGGACUAUGUGGGACAUAUGCAUAUGCAUCAAUCCUCGCCCUUGUGCCAGUACUCAUGCGGUCCGCCCCUCCUCUCUUCGUCUCAUGGCACCGCGCACUUGUCCUUCUGUCUGCAUGGGUAACUUAUAUCUACCGCGACAUCUGGCCUCUCGGAACGUCCACGUUGUCACCUCUUGACACUGCCGAAGGCGUGUUUCUCUGGGGAAAAUUGACUUCGCUGACCAUUGCGGCUGUUCUUGUUCCUCUUAUUGCUCCACGGCGUUAUGUUCCUCUUGAUCCCAAGAAUCCUUCACCUCCUGCACCCGAACAGACCGCAUCAAUUUUGUCGCUUCUUCUGUAUUCGUUCUUGGACAAAACAGUAUUUGAAGCGUAUCGCAUGUCGCAUUAUCCUUUUGAACGCCUCCCGCCCCUCGCCGAUCACGACAGCGCACUGAAUCUCGUCAAGAACAGUUUCCCGGAGCUAGAUCCAUUACAGACGAAGAAGGAUAGGCACAUCUUUUGGGGACUACUUAAGGUCUUCCGAACUGAUAUUACCGCUAUGGUUAUUGCGUUGUUGACGCAAAUGUUCUCACGAUUUGCAGCUCCAUUGGGGAUCAAAAAUUUACUCGCUUAUGUUGAAUCCCGAGAUCAAGACACCUUCGUUCGACCAUGGGUUUGGAUCCUAUUUCUGCUCAUUGGUCCAGCGCUGUUCGUCAUUUUCGAAUCGAUGUACACUUUCCUUUGGACGCGCAUGCUCGUACGCCUGGAAGCUGUUAUCACGCAGCUGGUAUUCGAACACGCGUUGCGGAUGCGCGUGAAAGCAGACGUGUCGGAUACACCUACCACAGUCACGACAACGCCUGAUUCAGCUUCGGUCGCUGAGAUUGAUGGCGUCGGACUGACACCAACAGAGGGACAAUCGACUUCUAGCACGCUCGCCGCUGACGCUGACUCCAAAAUGGGUAAGCAAAAAGACAAGGACGAUGCUCAACCUCGAACGAAGCAAUCAUCUUCCGAGCGCGACAAAGAUGACAACGGCGGGGAGAAAAGCAAGAAUGUGGCUGGGAGAAUCAACAACCUCAUCACUACUGACUUGGCUGCUCUUGCCCUCGGACAGGUUGCUUUGUAUCUGGUUGUUCGGAUUCCUCUGGAGCUUGCACUGUGUGUAUGGUUUUUGUACACAAUUCUAGGUGUGAGUGCAUUUGCAGGAAUGGCUGUGAUUGUCAUCGCGUUCCCAGUUCCUGGUGCCGUCGCAAGUAAAAUACGUAAAGUAGAGGCUGCAAAAAUGCAAAAGACCGAUGCACGAGUACAGAGCGUCACUGAAUCGUUGGGUGUUAUCCGAAUGAUCAAACUUUUCGGGUGGGAACCACGGCUUACGCAGCAAUUAACGGAGAAACGCGAGGCCGAAUUGAAGCUAGUAAAGUGGGCACAGCUGUGGAAUGUAAUUAACAACGAUUUGAACUAUACCAUACCCUUAUUGACUAUGGUUGUUACCUUCGUGACUUAUACAAUUGUCAUGAAGCAGAAGCUUUCGGCUUCAAUUGUAUUCUCGUCGAUGACUGUGUUUGAUAUGUUUAGCAAUCAGCUACGCAUGAUCUUCACCUUUGUUCCCGAUGUCAUGCGCACGAGAGUGGCGCUUGAUCGUAUCAAUGAAUUCAUGCAGAAGACAGAACUCCUAGAUCAAUUCACAGAGAGGUCUUCAAUCAUGGCCGAACUUAUUCAGUCCAAUGCUGUCGAAGAUAGCGAGUUCAUCGGAUUUCGAAACGCGUGGUUCACAUGGACCGAUGAAACGAAUAACACAUCUACUCCCGCAGCACCUCGGAGGAAAUUCACCCUUCGUAUCGAAGAUGAGCUACGCUUUCAGCGUGGAUCUAUCAAUAUCAUUGUCGGACCAACGGGAUCCGGCAAGACAUCACUGCUGAUGGCACUGUUGGGUGAAAUGCACUACAUGCCUUCGGGUCCAGACUCACUCUACAAUCUUCCUCGAGAACGUGGGGUCGCAUUCGCCGCGCAGGAGUCAUGGAUACAGAAUGAAACGAUCCGGGACAACAUCUUGUUUGGUUCGCCUUACGAUGAAGAGCGGCUCAAUAAAGUCCUCGAUCAGUGUGGUUUGAAGCAGGACCUUGAAUUAUUUGAAGCUGGAGAUCUUACAGAGUCGAAGUUGGACUCACCGCUCGUAACUAGUGGUGGCCAGAAGGCUCGUGUAACCCUCGCCCGCGCAGUAUACUCGUCAGCAGAGAUCCUCAUUCUUGAUGAUGUUUUAGCAGCUCUCGACGUCCACACAGCCCGAUGGAUUGUUGAAAAAUGCUUCAAGGGCGAUCUAAUUCGAGGUCGGACCGUACUCCUCGUCACGCACAAUGUGGCCAUGGCGAGUCCGAUAUCGGAUUUCGUAGUCUCCGUUGCUGGAGGGCGGAUAUCUAGCCAAGGCACCCUAUCUAGUGCUCUAGAAAAAGACAAAACGCUUGCCGCCGAACUUGCUAACGAAAAUGAAAUCAUUGGGAAGGUAGAACAGAAUAUCAAGCAGACCGAAGAAGAAUUAGCCAAGACUGCUGCGGGGAAGCUUAUCGUGGAGGAAGAAAUAUCAGAAGGGCAUGUCAGUUGGGCAGCCAUGAAAUUGUACCUGGGCAGUCUAGGUGGUGAAGAUCGAGUCUUGUUCUGGGUAACCUGUGCGGUUGCCCUCGCCAUAACUGAGGUGACCGAUGGUCUUCAAGUUUGGUUCCUUGGUUAUUGGGCAAGGCAGUACGAAGAAAGGAACUCAUCAGAAGUCAGUGUCCCGUUCUAUGUAUCUAUCUACUCUGCCAUCACUGUGGUAUCGGCAUUGGGCUUCUUCACAUGGUCAACAGUAUUCGUUCUCGGUACAUUGCGAGCGUCGAGACAGAUUCAUAAGGAGUUGAUCUCUUCUCUCUUUGGUACAACGUUAAGGUGGCUUGACAGGACACCUACCUCCCGUGUUCUGACCAGAUGUACCCAAGAUAUUGAUGCCAUCGAUGGGGUUCUCUCUAGAUGCCUCAGUGCUCUAUUGAACACAUCAGCGACUAUGUCUGUCAGGCUUGCUGCUGUGGUUAUCUCAUCUCCGGUCUUCGUUUUCCCGGGAAUCAUCAUCGCCACGGUAGGUAGAUGGAUAGGUCAAAUCUAUAUGAAAGCGCAACUCUCUGUCAAACGGGAACGGAGCAAUGCACGUGCUCCAGUUUUGGGCCAUUUCGGCGCCGCAUUCGCAGGCCUUGUGUCCAUUCGGGCCUAUGGCGCACAGGAUCACUUCAGGAAAGGAUCCAGAACACGUAUCGACAAGUAUACACGGGCUUCCAUCACGUUCUAUAACCUGAAUCGAUGGAUUGCUAUUCGCAUUGAUAUGCUUGCUGCGGUGUUCACUUCCACUCUUGCGGCAUAUCUAGUAUACGGUGGAUCGACCGCUUCCAAAACCGGUUUCGCCUUGAAUAUGGCAGCCAGCUUUGGCGGUAUGAUAUUAUUCUGGAUCAGAAUCUACAACAGGUUCGAAGUUUAUGGCAACAGCCUUGAGCGUAUCCAACAAUACAUAGAAAUUGAGCAAGAGCCAAAGCCAACGGAAAGCGGCGCCCCACCCGCUUACUGGCCUGCGAGUGGCGAUCUAAGAGUAGAGAAUUUGUCUGCGCGCUACUCUUCAGAUGGUCCCCGAGUCCUGGAGGAUGUAUCUUUCGAGAUAAAGUCUGGAGAACGCGUGGGAAUCGUUGGACGCACAGGAAGUGGGAAGAGUUCCUUGACACUGGCCCUUCUGCGAUGUAUUGUCACCGAAGGCAAAGUAUAUUACGAUGGGAUCCCAACCGAUAGCCUCAAUUUGGACGCUCUCAGAUCACAUAUCACCAUCAUUCCCCAAGUGCCAGAACUCCUGAGUGGUACAUUGCGUCAGAACUUAGAUCCUUUCGAGCAAUACGAUGACAUAGUGCUGAACGAUGCUCUACGCUCCGCGGGUCUAUUCGCGCUGCAAAGUGACACAGAAGAAGGCUGUAUCAACCUGGACAGUCAAAUCUCUAACGGAGGAGGUAAUCUGUCCGUUGGCCAGAGACAGAUUCUCGCAUUGGCUAGAGCGAUCGUACGGCAGAGCAAGCUGUUGAUUCUGGACGAGGCAACGUCGGCUAUUGAUUAUGCGACAGACGCCAUCAUCCAAGAAUCUUUGCGGAAAGAGUUGAACAAUGGCGUCACGCUUCUCACCGUAGCGCAUCGUUUGCAGACAAUCAUGGACGCCGAUAGAAUUAUGGUUCUUGACGCGGGUCGCAUUGUUGAGUUUGGCAAGCCAUAUGAACUACUCCAAAAAGAGGCGGGCAGACUUCGUGCGCUCGUGGAUGAGAGCGGCGACAAGGACAGGCUCUACGCCAUGGCUUCCGAGUCCAGUUCUCCUGCAGUACUGUAG
Molecule: messenger RNA, 4815 nt
Organism: Fibroporia radiculosa
Lineage: Eukaryota; Fungi; Basidiomycota; Agaricomycetes; Polyporales; Fibroporiaceae
Exons: 43
Coding region: 1-4815 (1604 amino acids)
Biological process (GO): transmembrane transport
Cellular component (GO): membrane; fungal-type vacuole
Molecular function (GO): ATP hydrolysis activity; ABC-type peptide transporter activity; ATP binding
Source: RefSeq, a predicted model, not a curated record